AACAAUCUACUACCUACCGCUGUGUCAUAUCAGUGCACCUUCAAAAUGAGCGAAACCAAAACUCUACUCAACGCAUUGCUAUGCGACAUUUACGGCAAGCAGGAGCUGCAGGCGAGACGUCUGCGACGUAGCCGUCGCCAGAGGAAUCAGGAUAAGUUACAUCGCUGCCGAAGAUCGUCCGAGAAGAGUCCACUGGCCAGAAUGGCCAGCAGUCUGGCUGGGAAUCGGCCUGCAUUGGAAUCGCUGGAUGUGCGCCAGUUGACCGAUGUCUGUGCCAUGCUCAAGGUGGAGAUUCUGAUGAUGGGCUAUCUGCUGGAGCGAACGCUGAUUGCAAGGGAUCGUCUGAAGCGACAUCAGGAAGUGCUCUGUGAAUUUGUGACGGCCAUACUUGUUGUGGAGACACACGAUGCACAGCCUAAAAUGCGCUUUAGUCUUUCACCACCGCCAUCGAAAGUCAGCCUAACCUCACCCACCAGCGCCACCAGCAACAACAACAAUAGCACCACUACCAACGGCAAGCAGCUCAGCCGGAGUCGCAACAACAACAACAUGCUGAGCUCCUCGACAGCCAGCAUCGCUGACGGCACAGACGAUGCUGCGUCGGAUUAUAAUCAAUGGCUGCACGCCAUGAAAUUGGUAGCUCGGUUGCCUGGCGGUACACCACCAGAGUUCCGGCGCAAGCUGUGGCUGUCACUCGCGGAUAAGUAUCUAAAGUUGAAGAACGUGGACUGGGCUGAGCAACGCGAGAAAUGCUUCUGCGAAGAAUGGCGUGAGGAUGAUGAGGAGCUGGGCAUUCAGAUAGUCAAGGAUCUACACCGCACGGGCUCCAAUCUGUGCACUGGUCCCGCAGGUUCCAUCAACCAGGCGAAACUCAAACGCAUACUGCUCGGCUAUGCACGCUACAAUCCCGAGGUGGGCUACUGUCAGGGUUUCAACAUGUUGGGCGCGUUAAUACUGCAAGUAAUGGACAAGGAAGAGGAGGAGUCCAUGAAGGUCAUGAUAUAUUUGGUUGAGGGUGUUCUGCCCACGGGCUAUUUUUAUGGUUCGAUGGGCGGCCUUCAGGCGGAUAUGGGCGUAUUUCGAGAGCUAAUGCAAACAAAGCUACCCCGUUUGGCCAAACAUCUGCAGCGACUGCAGGGACCCGUGGAGAACGCCUACGAGCCGCCGCUUACCAACGUAUUCACCAUGCAAUGGUUCCUCACCAUGUUCUGCACUUGCCUGCCCAUGUCCUGUGUGCUACGUGUCUGGGAUCUGGUACUCAUUGAGGGCAGCGAUGUGCUGCUACGCACGGCCCUCGUUCUCUGGAGUCUGCUAGAAGAACGCGUUUUGAAUGCACGCACGGCCGAUGAUUUCUAUGGCAAAAUGGGCUCUUUCUCCAAUGAGCUGCUGAAUGGACACUUAAUUGAUUCCAAUGGACUUAUCGAGAAGGUGGUGCAGCUGGGACCAAUAGCCGACAUCAAGCAGCUGAGGGACAAGCAUCUGUACAACAUUGCGCCGCUGGGUAACAAACAAGGAUUGCAACUGUAUUAUGACGACGAAGAUGCGCACUCCGAUGAAGAGUCACGUCUGGCGGUGGCCACUGUCUUUGGCUUGAACUGGGGCAGACGUGGCUCAGUGGGCACAGCGGCACCUGUGGCAGGGAAACCACACACCGAACAGAAGGAUCGCCUGGCAUUGGACAUCUCGUUGCUCAAGAAGCAAUACGAUCGGCUGCGCGAGCGCCAGAAGCAGGCCCAUGUCAUACUGACCACCGCUUGCUCCACAGCGACUGCAGUGCGUCAAACGCCGUCCAGCAAUGUGCCAGUCAAUCAAUUGCUGCUCGGCCGCCCAGCCAUCGUGACCAACAAGGGCAAUCGUGUUGGGGCUCCUCUGGGUGCCAUUCCGCCGGCUCGUAAGCCUUCGUUGCCGGCAGUUCUUCAUAGCAAGCCCGCUGCAGAGCGGCAGCUCAGACGUGGAGAGACGUUGCUGUGGCGGGACACGGAUGCCACACGGCAUCGACGCGACAGCCUGACAUGGAAGGAGAUUAAAGCAGAUCGUGCGGCCAUGUUACGGGACGGAGCUGAGCCAAAGACGAUCAAGACUCAGAAGUUGCGUUCGCGCUUGGGAAAGAGCGAUAGCUCAUCGUACAGUGAGGACAGCGAUGGUGAUCAAGAUGUGGAAGAGAAAGAUGGCUCUAGCACAGACACAAGUCUGUGUGAUGAUGAUGAUCCCAAAUCGAUGGAGCAGAGUCCCAAACGCAAGGCGAAACAGACGCGCAAACACAGAGAGAAACCAAAACUGGCCGCAACGAAAGAUAGCAGUUUGGAACGGAGACGACCCAAAUCCUGGGCACCGGCGACUCAUGAAAUACCCUUCAUGCUGAUGGGCACUGACAGUGGCGAUGAGAAGGAGCCGGAGCCCAAGGCAGAGAACGAUGACGAGGAUGGGGAGAACAGUGCCACCGAAAGCGGUCGCUUCGGCUAUUCUCGCGACAUAAAUUGGUCGCAGGCAGCCGGAGAUCUGGCUUCCAGCAAAGUGGAGCCACUGCACAUUGACACAUGUCCCCUGUCAAUUACCAGUAUUGCACAGCUGUCUCCACUACCCGAUAUUGCCAGCUACCUAAGCACGACAAGCAUUAGUCCACUGCCAACGCCGAAGCCAGUAUAUGUGAUGUCGGAAAUCGAAUCAAUCAAUCCCAGCUCUGAUGUUGCUGAUGCUGCACAGCUUAUGGAAGGAAAGGAAGGAGGCCCCUUCGAGCGGUACGAUGUCAGCGAUGAUGGCGUAACCAAUCAGUAUUUUGAACGCGUCAAUAGUGUUGAGCGUCCAAAGAGACUUGAGCUCGCGUACUCCUUAAGCGUGGAUGACUUCGAAGUGACUACCGCCAAGGAGGAGCAGCGGGCGCUGGUGGAAGGCCAAAGUGCUGGACAUGUACCAAAGGCCAUGCCGUUCGUGCCUCCAGUUGAAGCCUCGCUAGAACUGAUAGGGGAAACGCCACAGAUACGCGAUGACAACAUUCCGGGCGAAAACAAGGACGACUACAAGGAGUUGCUAAGCAUGACGAUAGUGCCGGCAAAGCCACCAAUUACCGCCAUCAUGAGCAAUGCCAGCCGCAAACGUCGAGAUCCACGACGCAAAACACUGACGAGAUCCUCGACGAUUGAGUUGGAGGAACGAUUUCAGGCACUAGAGAAACGACUAAGUCAAGAUCACAGUGAUACAAUGGAGGGCACAAAGUACAUUCCGACCACAGAGGCGCUAGAGGAGCGCUACAAUACCCUGGAAAAGCAGCGCAGCGUGGAGAAACAACGAUUGGAAGAGGAUCCUGAACCAAUUGCCGACUGUUUUGAGAAGCCCGAGCCGAGAAUACCCUCGACGGCUGCUCUCGAGAUGCGUUUUAAUGCCUUAACCAAGCAAAUGAGUUCCAAUGAAUCGAAUCCCAAGACGCCCGUGGAGUUAAGAGAUCAGGAACAGCCAAGUGGCAGCAGCGCGAAAGAGGGAAACGCUGAAGAGAAAUCAAAUAAACUUGAAAAUACAGAGAAAACACAGUCGGAUACAAAACAACCUGCGAAUAAAGGCGAAAAAACUGAACAUGAAGAAACUGAAAGUCAAGAUGAAAGGGAGCAACCACGCCUCAAGAAACUGCCUUCAACAGCCGAACUUGAAGAUCGCUUCAAUGCCUUAGAACGAAAGAUGAGCGUGCAAAAAAGCAGCCCGGCAAAAGCAAAAAAAGAGCCACCCGAUGGGGAAGUGGAAAAGAGUAAAGAGCCUCCAGCGAAAGUUGAGUUGGAUAAAGCUCAAAGCGAUGAGACAACAACUAAAGUGGAUAAAAGCAUUAAAUCAAAAUCAGCAGAUGCAAAUGAACAGCAAAGUUCACAAGAAGAUAGACAUGGAGACAAAGAUCAAGAAAUUAAACAGAUCAGAACAGAGGAGAAACCGCAAACCCCAACGAAGGAUAGAAAUGACACCCAAAGCGACAAAGCCCAACCUGCCAAAAGCAGUCCAUCAACAAAUGCCGAGGACUCCAAUGAAGUCGAGGUAGUCAAACGCAAAACACCACCAUCCACAGAGGAGCUUGAGAAACGAUUCAAUGCCUUGGAAAAGCAGCUCAGCACCACAAACAUAGAGUCCAGUGAUGAUGCACAGCCAGGCAGUUCCUCUAAGCCCAAAGAAACGAAGCCAGAAGCAAAAGUGCAAUCUGUAGAAAAUGAAAAACAACAAGAGAAUAAUAUGGAAAAAGAAGUUAAGGCUGUAAAGUCCAUUAAGUCAUUUGAUGAUAAAGUUCAAGCAAUAAGUGCAUCCUUAUCUGACGAAAAGCAGACCAGUAAAGAAACUGUAGUUUCAGACGAAACAGCUGAAGCCAAAUGCAAGACAGAUACAAAUUGCCUGGAAACCGAAGACCCGCCUAAAUCAAUUGAAAUUAAUGCAAAUAGUAAAAUCGCUACCAAAUCAGAGCCCGAAAAAGAUUUGAAAGCUGAGCAACCAGAGCUGAAUAAAAGGCGAGCCUCCGAGCCACCAUCUAUGGAGGAUCUGGAGAAACGUUAUGAGAGGCUCAAGCGUCGGAUGAGUGCCAAAAAUCAUUUUGCUAACCAAAAUGAAACUGUGAACGAGGCACUGGAACGCAUCGAGCAAGAAGUAAUUGCCGAACUGGGCGAUACGGCGGAGGCGGAGCAGGAGGAGGUGCAGAAGCCAACUAAAAAAAAACAGCCACCCACAACUGAGGAUUUGGAGAGCCGCUACGAAGCGCUGCAUGGCAAGGAUAAGAAAGCAGCUGCGACCAGUCCAAAACCAACGAUCAAGUCGCCUCCUCAUCGCGUAGAUGUGGCCAUUGAGGCGCAUAUACCCGAACCGCCACCACCACCACCCGUUGAGCAUCGGAUUAUUAUCGAUCCGGGACAGCAUCAGCAGCGCGCCCUCAUCGAAGAGCUGCAGAGCAAAAUGGAAGGCCAAUCGCCUGGCGAGGAGAAUCUGAAGCCGAGCGAUAUAAAUCCACAACGCAAGCGACGGCAACAAGAGCAACAGCUGCAACAGCGACCCACACCCAUGGGUGAUGAGACCUCGGAAGCACCUGCAAACACCGCUUACUACAGAUCGGGAAAUUACGAACCCUGGCCCGAACAUCGGAUGGUUCGUCGUUUCUCCGAUUUGCCAUCGAGAGCAGAUCUGGAAAAUCGUUUACAAUUCUUGGAAAAGAAAUUGUUCAAGAGAUUCUACAAGCAGCGAUGUGCAAGUGAUUCCGAAGUUGCAUCAAGGACGAGCAGUUAUGACGACAAGCCGAGCACCUCGCACCACGCGGAGGCACAGCUGGAACAGCGCGUCCUGGCCCUGGAGAAGCAGCUGAGCGAAAACAGUCUCAAGCUGCUGGAAGCUAUUCGUCAAAAAGAAAAGGAAAAGGAGAAAGAAAAAGAAACGGAAAAAGAAAAGGAGAAGACUCCACCAAAUAGAGAAGACAGCUGCUCUUCGCCACGUCGUCUGAGCACGGACACCGAAACGGGCAAGGAGCUGGUGCGCUACACACAGAACAUAAGUGAGCUGGAGGAGUCGGACAAACCCAUCAACAUAAGCAUCAAUAUUAAAAUGCUGCUCAACAAGGAAAGCGAGCACAAAAAGCCACCAACAGAGCCCACCACAGAUGAUUUGAGACGGCGCUUGGAGCAGCUCGAGCAGCAGUUGAUUGAGGAGCGUGCCAGAAAUGGCAUAAUCAUCCCGGAUUGCGAGUUGACCACCGAUGAUUUGCUGCAGCUGCCACCCGAGCAACCUGAGGAGAGUGAAGCAUGCAAGAAGCAGGAAAAAGAUAGCCACAAUCAGAGCGUCAAGUCUGACGAAGCUGAGAAAUUGGAGGAGGUUCCAUUACCAUCGGAACAUAGCCAUGAGCCGGAAACGGUUAAGGAAACCAAAACCUUGCAAAAUGAAGAAAAAGCGCAGACUCGCAGCAAAGAAACCGAGGCAGAAACCCCAAUUAAAGAAGAACAACAAGUAGAAGCAAAAGCUGCCAAGCCAGAAAGCAAAGUGGAAAAGAUGACUUCCCCUUCAAUUCCUAAACAGGAAGCCAAAAUGGAAAAGACGACGUCUCCUUCAACUGAACAGGUGGAAACUCCCCCGGCUCCUGCCAAAGUUGACUCCCCAAAAGCCAAUGCUGAGAAACCAGAAACUGUCAAAGAUAAACCUACAGCAGAUGCCGAAUCAAAUAAUGAAUCAGUCGCAAAUCAGGUCAUCAAUGCCUGUGAGAUAGGCCCCGUGGAUUCGAAUAACAAAACUGUGGUCCUUCUAAUGGACAAUGAACCAAAGGCAUUGAAAGUUCGCCGCUUGACCAGAGCCAACACUGAGGAGCUUGAGGGACUGUUCCAAGCACUUGAAAAACAGCUCAGCGAUCGCAAUCUGGUCAAAUCGAAAGAUGGUAAAUUGGUUCGUGUCGAGAGCAAACCAUCUGCAGAGCAGGUUGAGCAGGCACAAGCCAUAUCCGAUCUGACCAAAGAAAUUGAAGACUUUACGAGUGGCAAACCGGAGCCAGAACCAACAACAGAACAAAAGGAUGAAAAGACAGUCGAAGAUGAACCGAACUAUGACUGGGGGCCGAAUCCAGUGAAGCACCACUUGAAGCGCAAAACAGUCUAUCUGCCCUCGACCAAAGAGCUGGAGGCCCGAUUCCGCUCGCUGGAGCGCCAAAUCAAACUUCUCGAAGACGUUGAGAAGAUCGAUGUGGAGCAUAGACUGUGUGAAAUCGAACGCAAGAUCAAGUUGCAGUACUCGUUGUCGCAUGAGAAGGAUCUCAAUAAGUACCUGGAGCUGUGCGAGGGCAAAGGUUUAGACGACGAUGAACCGGCGCCCGAGCCAACUUCUCCAGUCGGCGAACGUUCACGCAGCCCCGCUCGCAAGCAGGCAACGAAAUCACCCUAUACUUCUCCAUCUCGCAAGGCUUCGACAAAGUCGCCAUAUGUUUCGCCCUCACGUAAAUCCAAAUCGCCUUACACUUCCCCAACGCGCCAGGCCCAAAAGACGCCACACACAUCGCCAUCGCGCAGCGCCACCAACAAAAAGAGUCCCUAUACAUCGCCAUCAAGACGCCAGCCGCAUAAGGAUGAUCUACCCAUCUCAGAUGACUUGGAGUACAAAUAUCGUGUACUUGACUUAGUGCGCUCCAAGUCCAAGGACAAUCUGGCGAAGCGCAAGAAUGAUCCCAACAAAAAGCCGCCCAUUCAUCCGCUUGAAAUGCUGCUCGACUCGAGUCCGGACGACAGUGAAAUACCCACAACCGGUCAGUUGGAGCAUCGCAUACGCAUCCUCGACGGGAAAUUGAAGUCGCCCUCGCGACACAAGUCACGUUCUCGUUCCCCGACUAUCGAUGACAUCAAGCGGAAGAAAAUGUUAGAUGAUCAGCGACCCAAGACACCGGUGCACAACCUGGAACGCUUGGUCUACUCGCCCAGCAAGCCUGAGCCACCGACUGCCGAGGAGCUGGAUCAACGCAUACUUGCACUAGAAAAGGAUCAUUGUUUCGAUUUUAAGACCCAAAAGGACUUCAAAGAAUUCAAUCAAAAGCUUAAGAAUGUAGUUUCGCCCUCGCUCUCCUACGAGGAGUUCAAAGCGGCCAAGUCGCGUGAACAGAGCCCCCGACGCCAAGCCCCCACAACGCCCAAGUCAGCAAUGCGACGCGAUGAUAGCGAUGAAUAUCGCGACUAUCGACGUGAGGAGACGACGACCUCGUAUCGGCCCACCAGCCCCAAGGUCAUACGCUUUCGUGACGAGGACGAGGACUACUUUGAGGAGAAGUGGCGACCCAAGUCCCGUCAGGGUCUGGCCAGCGAACGAAUGAAGACUCUUGCAGAUCAGCCAGCUAGUCGCAACUACAGCAGCACCACCUCCACCAGAGCGGCGAGUGCCAAAACAUCAGAGGGUCUCGAUGAGUUGGGGUGUCGCCUGAUGCGGGAAACGUCGCCAAUCACACGGACUGGAACACAUACGGGCGUACCGCUGCGCACAGCGGACAACAUCAACGAACGCUUGAGUUCCAUCAAGAACAGCAUCAAGUCGAUUGACAGCUUGUGCGAGGAGAAGUCCUAUCAGAAGGAGAAAUGUCAGCGCUAUAUUGAUUCCCUUUUUUCGGACUCAACGUACUUUGCCAGCAAGAAGAGCUCCGCCGAGGAUCUAACGCACAGCCGGAGCGAGAGUCGUGGACGUGGAACGCAACGUGGCAGUGACUAUACUCCGGUCAUACGCAUCAGCUCCGAGCAUCGCUCGCUAGGUUCCGUGGAGUCGCUGCGCACGGGCAGCCCAUUGCGUGGGAUCAGCCCACCGCAUCAUCGUUCGCACCGGGAUAUUAGCAGGGAGUUGUCGCCGAAUCGUAGCCGUCGCCGGGAGGCCGAGGAAGAGCUCGAGGAGCGCGAGAGUAGUAGGGUAAGACGUGAUAAUAUGUUGCCAAAUUAUUUUGUCGAUAAUCGUAGUGAACUAAGUAGCGCCAGUAGUUUAACUAAGUUUCAUAAAGUAGAUAGACAACUAGAAGAAACCUGCGCCAAGUACGCCGAUGACAGACGAUCGGCCUGCAAAUCGCCAUUGAGCUCACCAUACGAGUCCAGAACAACAGGCACACGCUACAACAGCAACAACACCACAACAGCAACAACAACAACUCAAAACGCUGCCGUCGAUAAUUUUACUAGGCCCAUAUCGCCCUAUCGCCAGCCCUAUGAACCAUUGAAUAGGUCGACACGCUCCAACACGCCCGUCUAUCAGCCAGCCAAGCUGGAGAUUCGGCAUACCACGGUGACCUCGACAUUCUACGAUCGCUUUCUGACCGAGCGACAAAUUGAGAAGCAAACCCUGUCGCGUCCACCAAGCCGUUCCCCCGUUGUCUCACCAUCGGCAACAACCAAAAGCUACACCGAUCUUCCCGGCACUCUGGCUGCCAACAAAUAUAGCCUGGAUGUAGCCACCACAAGCAGUUAUUCCACCUCGCCGAUGUCACGCAGUUAUGCGGGCAGCAGCAGCAACUAUUCAUAUCUCACCACAGUUGGCGAAGCACCAGUAGCUUCUAGCAGCUCUCAUGCCCCACUGCUUAGUGCUGGCUCUGGUGGCAGUGCCACCGAUCUUCGCUUGCGCAGCUAUGAAACCAUUCCCACCAGCAGCACUGCAAGCACCGUUAUACCAUCAUAUUCAAGUGCAUCGGCCUUUACACCCUACAAUUUCACUAGUUCAUUUACCAGUCGCCUGGGCGAUCCCAUAGCAACCACCAGUUCUGUCGUCUCUAAUCUCAGCUCCGGUUCUCACUCAUAUUCCACUGGCGUUUACAAUCCCAUGAUGUCAUUCACAUUGCGAGAACCAUCGAUAAACACCAAUAGCAGCACUUUAUUGGGUCAGUAUCAAUUCAAAAGUGGCUUGAGCACCACGAACUACAGCUCGUCUGGAUCAAAGAGCGAGCCAGAUAAGCCAUAAGCUUCUCAAUCUCAAUUAAUCCAAGGUUGUCCUUUCUUAACGCAUAACCAUGUCAUCUACUCAACCUGCAGCACAAGCUCAAACUAAUUACUUUAUGCUUACAAAUUUACUCAACGUUACAAAAUCGAAACUUUAAAACCCUCAAGCAAUAUAUAUAUAUAUAUAUA
Messenger RNA from Drosophila grimshawi, 9572 nucleotides. RefSeq names its product titin homolog. The record is from RefSeq and is a predicted model, not a curated record. The coding region runs from base 46 to 9405 and encodes 3119 amino acids. Lineage: Eukaryota; Metazoa; Arthropoda; Insecta; Diptera; Drosophilidae. The transcript has 10 exons. Gene Ontology annotation, cellular component: endoplasmic reticulum.